Aspergillus brunneoviolaceus CBS 621.78 is the source of this 450-nucleotide messenger RNA. RefSeq lists its product as uncharacterized. The coding region runs from base 1 to 450 and encodes 149 amino acids. The transcript has 5 exons. Lineage: Eukaryota; Fungi; Ascomycota; Eurotiomycetes; Eurotiales; Aspergillaceae. The record is from RefSeq and is a predicted model, not a curated record.
AUGGAUAGUCCGCUUGAAUUGUUGAAGCUGAUCCUGAGGAACCAAGUCAUAUGGAUUUCGCGCUUUGCUGAGGAGCAUACAAUGAGCUUCUCAGACCUGUAUGCAAAGGAAGAAGAAGGAUCCAAGAUUCGCUUAAACGCGAUUUGUUAUAUUGCGAGGUCACAGUACCUAGUUGAUGGCUAUUGUUAUCUUGAGCCAAGUGCUUACACUGCACUGUGGUCCACCUACUACAACAAACUAAGCCACCAACCAUGUCGAGUGCGAUAUUUCUUUAUCACUGAGCAUGUUGUCCCCGGAUCUCAUAUUCGGGAAUACUCAGGAAGCACCGUCACCCAGGACGACGUUCUGCACCUAUACGUCAAGCAAUAUACCCCCAAGGAUCGACCUGAGCCGGUGCCGAUGGACGCUGCCAUGGUUAAUGCGGGAGAUGGAGCGUUCCCGCGAGAGUGA